This is a messenger RNA of Didymosphaeria variabile, 420 nucleotides long. RefSeq lists its product as uncharacterized. The transcript has 2 exons. Bases 1 to 420 code for a protein of 139 amino acids. The record is from RefSeq and is a predicted model, not a curated record. NCBI's taxonomy places the organism in Eukaryota, Fungi, Ascomycota, Dothideomycetes, Pleosporales, Didymosphaeriaceae.
AUGGCCAAGCGAAACGUGGUUUCGCCUACUUUGAGGACUGGCGUUGGUGGCACCAUGGCAUCAACGACACCCGUCACAUCUCCUACAUCACCCUCCAAUGCUUCUAAACAGGCCUAUUUCGGCAGCGUCCUUUCUUCUUCCAAAAGCCACUACACGAACAUCAAGUCUGCGUCCGCACCGCCAACCCGCAACACCAGUCUCUCCUCAAGCUUCGCCGCACCAACCGCCGCAUCCCGCUCUAGAACCAUGACAUCGGGCCACGCACGCAACCUUAGCGCAAGCUCCAUUCGCGCGCGGAUCGACUUCAUAAAAGGGAAGGGCAAGUCGCGAAAGGAAAGCAUCGGACGUCCAAACCCGUUAGCGAGUCCCUUCGAUCCCGAGCACACGACGCCGAGUAAGAACACCGGAAAAUCCGUUUAA